Molecule: messenger RNA, 7016 nt
Organism: Porites evermanni
Lineage: Eukaryota; Metazoa; Cnidaria; Anthozoa; Scleractinia; Poritidae
Source: the annotation of a GenBank genome assembly
AGUGCCGAAGCAAAAACUAUGACAGCCCUCUUAAACAAUCUUAUUAAAGAUUACGACAAAAGACUAAGACCAAACUUUGGAGGUAAGCGUCGAUUUCUAUUUCUUUGACAUAUAUUUACUGCUAGCCCACUAUAUUACAUGCAAAGUCAUAUACCCACUACGGUACAAAGAACUGCCGAGGGGUGGGGGGUUGGGAACCAGUAUCACGUCAUUUGUAUUGUGUUGUAUUGUUAUGCGCAUUUGAUCAUGUACUAGUAUGUUAAUUUGCGCAAUAGCAAAUAUUAAAUUAUUAUAAGCUGUACCACAGGAGCUGAAAAGAUUUCCAUAAGGCGAAAAGCCCAAUGCGAAUGAGAUCAUGCAUGUUUGAAAUAAUUCUUCAGUGUUCUGUGAUAGUGCGCCUCCCUAAGAGUUGCGCCUUAACGUGGUGGCGAGGUUUGUGUGCCAUGAUGAUCCUGAAAGCUAUACCAGUUGGGACCUUAGUCCCUGGUGGUUUUAACUGUGCUGAGCAGUUUUGGGCGAGAAUACAGACAAAUCGCAGCACCUCGUCUUCCAGAUUGGGGGUGGGUGAAGGGUUAAUGUCUCAUCCCCGUAAACAAGUGUCAUUAUUCAUAUUAUUGAAAACACGCGCAUUUUUCAAGAUGGCAGGAGAAGGAUAUAGAGCCUUAUUCAUAAUAGAGCGCGAAAAGGCGAGGGUAGGUAUGUAGACAGUGCAGGUCGGGACCUGUCAUUCAUUCCUUCUGUCUUCUUUUUCUAGGUCCGCCAGUUAUGGUUACUGUAGGAUUAUGGGUCUUGUCCAUUGACUCAAUCAACGUUGUUGACAUGGUAAGCUGAAGUUGGGAUUAAACUUAUUCUCUAUUCAGUGAAAAAUUAGAGUAGAGUAAGUUUCGGAAAGUGAGAACUUUUCAUAAAUAGACUGAAGACUGGGACCACAAAAAUAGCUACUCGAAGCGUGAACUAUACAUGUCAUCCUUUUAAGUAUAACGCCCUCAGGACCGAUCCAGCCAUAAUAUAUAUAUAGCUACAUUUAAACGGACGCAACAACUCCCAAUAUUGUUGGGACCUGCCAUGCAUCUUGGGAAGGAUACAAUCCUUAGGACUUUGUAAACCAUGUGUGAUAUUAUAUAUGACUGUUUAUGAAAGAAACUCAUUACAGCAAUACAUUGUACGUAUAAGGCUGAAUCACAGAGCUACUUACACAGUCGUAUAAUAAUAUGUACAAAUAUAGGUAAUAAAUCGCAAAGCUACUUAAAAAUUUACUAACUAACAACAACUAAUACUUAAAAGCAAUAAACAAAUCUGGUGCUCCUGACCUCAGAUGAUAAUUAUUGUGAACUUCCUCCAGUUUAGGGAGAAUAGAGCAGUGUAACGGGUGGUUUUCGUUGUGUAAUCUAGCAGUGUAGACCUGACAUAGGUGGACUCGUCUCUCUUUUAAGGUCGUGAGAGAAAGUGCAGAUAAACCCUCAUUGUAAUCGUGCUUAGGAAAUAUGAAACGCAUAGCCCUUUUGUGAAUGCUCUCGAUCGUAGAAGCCAGAACUUCAGGUAUGUUUUGCCAUACGGAGACAGCGUAUUGUAAAGCUGGGCGAACAAUAGCUACAAAUACCUUAGCUAGAGAAACUGGUGGAGCUCCACACUGCUUGAGAACUCUGAGUCUGACUGGUUUUAAACUUUGCGCAACAACUCCCAGCGAAACUGCAAUAACAUGCAGCAACAUGCAAUAGGGUGUGCAAACGGACGCAACAGGUAACAUCCGACAACGUUGGGAGUUGAUGGCCACCAAUGUUGCGUCCGUUUGCACGAGGCUUGUUAUUUUGACUCCACUACACAACAUCAACAGACAAAACGUAAUGGCAAAUAAGUUUAUUUUGGGACGGCUUGGCGAGAACCAACCCUACAAAGUACGUAGAUAAAGAAAAAAACAAAGAGAGGGUGGUUCGUAAGCCUAGAUGACGUACACGUGAUAUACGCAGCCUUAUAUACCCCCGAUAUGGCUGCCCAUGGUGCACCCGGCCUAGUAGCCAGGCCCUGUUGUAUCUCGUGCCGUCAAAAUAUUUAUUUCUGUCUUCUUCGAAGGCUCAUUCGUCAGAAAUAACAUCUCUAUUAUACUUUCUUUCUUUCUUUCUCUUUUUGUUAGGACUACAAAUUAGAUUUCUUUCUUAGACAACUUUGGAAUGAUCCUCGCUUAAAGCAUAACCGGAAUGAAACCCUAGCUGUUAGUAACUCCAUGUUGGACAAGAUUUGGUUGCCAGACACGUAUUUUGAGAAUUCCAAAAGUUCACAGUUCCAUAAAGUAACGAUGAUAAACAAGCUGUUGUCGAUAUCUCCUGAUGGUGGGGUUCAUUACAACGCAAGGUACCCAAGCCAAUAAUAAGAGGCCAAAAGCUUAAUCUUUAUUAUAUUGGUCUAAUGAUUGGAGUUUGAAAGUGUUGCUUAUUGAGAAGAGGGGAAAACCGGAUUACUCAGAGCUAAAGCUCUUGGUGCGAGGGAGAGAACCAACACCAAACACAACCCACAUAUGACGUCGAGACCAGGACUCGAACCCAGGCCGCUUGUGGUAAACGAAUAUUCUCACCACUGCCGGCGCCAUAGUCGCUCCUCGAAACAUUUUGUGGGGCUGUUCCCUACAGAAUCAAAGCUACUGCGUCGCUUGGCACCGAAAUGCAGAGCUUAAAGUUAUCAAAUGGGUUAAUAUGGCAAAUUAAAGAAAUUCAGAAGCUUUUAGGCGCUGCCUUUAAUCAGAAACUCUAACCACACUGUCAGCGUUACUCUACUGUCAAAUUCCCUAAUCGAUAUCACGAAAAAUAGCCCAUUAAAUUUGAUCUUCAUCGCUGAGAAUACUCAUUGCGCGAAACACAAGUUACACUUUAAAUCUGAUCAUUUAAAAUUAAGAAAUGGUAAACGUGCAGCGUGCAACCAUGGAGUUAUGGAUGUACGCGGGAGGUUGCUAAGCACGAAAGAAGCGUAAGAGUCGCACGAGGCGAUAGCCGAGUGCGACUCUAGCUUCUUGAGUGCUUAGCAAACCUCCCAAGUGCAUCCAUAACUCCAUGGUUGCACAGCUGCAACGUUUACCAUUUCUUUUAUAACAUAAUCAAAAGAGAAAAACAUUAUUUUCCAUUUGCCUUCGGUUGAGUCAUCGGUCCGAGUUCAUGUAUGGUGACAUCUGCCCGCGCGUAAACAAAUCAUGUUCUAUGUUUUUCAAAAACUUGCCUUUGAGUUUUUCUUUCGCUGAAUCAACCGUUCUCCGUCCUCAGGUAAAUUGCAAAACGUUUUUCGUUGUUAUUCUGAAUGGCAUCUGUCUACUUGCUCUUAAUAUUAGGGUAAAAACUUUGAGGGAAAACUAUAGCUGCAACUAUAAACACCAACUAAAAGGACUCUAAAAAAUAAGCUAAAACUAAAUAAAUGAAAUAAUUAUCAAGCUUAUUUAUGUGACAAUUUUUGAAAUAAACGCAAAGUAGAAAUGAGAAAAUUUGACUGUAAUUCCUUUAGAAUAACAGGUAACACUAAUUUUAAAAAGAAAUUAACUAGCUUUGUAUCGAAAUCUGUCUGGGGAAAUCCAGCUAUGAAAGUGAAAGUUGAAACUGAAAUUCGCCGACACACAGCCGGCGCUGAAGCUGUUGUUUUUCGACCGUUCUCCGAACGACUGUUAUGAAUGAACACUGAGGAACAAAAUAAUACACACAGAAGUUAUUUUUUGAAAAAUUUAUUUGAAAACCCAAAUGUUUCUGUACUCAAAUGAAAUUCGCUUAUUCCAGCGUUAUGUGCCCGUUUAAACUCAACUAAAAUUUUUAAUCGAUGCGAUGAAAACUUCACAACAAAGCUGUCUCGAAUUUGAGCGUGUUUCCUAAAAUAUUUGCUUGAAUUUAGCAUCAGCUUGACCAAAAAGUCAAUAACACAAUGCUAAUUGAUAAUUUUCCUUUCCAAACAGACUUUCUCUUCUAUAAAAAACACACAAAAUGUACCUUAAAUCUUCGCUCGCUCGAUUUUCCUUCAGCAGAUUCUAGCCGCGAGGAAAACAGUGAUUCAUUCAUCCAGGGCAAAUUUGUCGCUUGAUCUUUUGUCUUUUUUCCUUCAAAACGACAGCUUAGUAUUUUCUUCAACUUCCACUUUUCAUCUGUGCAUUUCAUCGGUGUAUUUUACCGUCAGGAGAGGAGAUUUGUUGAAUUUGCCUAAAUUUUACCGCGCUAGCUCAGUUUCUUAGCGUGCACCCACGGGAAACUGGUAGUGGCUGACUGACCAAUCAGAGCGCGCGAUUUAGUUUUGUUAUGUUAUAAAGACGCAUGGUGAAUUGUCGCCUUUCUCUUAAAUUGUAUAAGCAAAACUGACGCGAUAGAUACAUCUGCAUUUUAUAUCCUCUUAUCUGUUUUUACAGAGUGACUGUGCGGGCCAACUGUCCCAUGGAUUUACGACUUUUUCCUUUUGAUAAGCAGCAGUGCAAUUUGAACAUCGAGAGCUGUAAGUUAUUUAAAAUAUGGAAUUUAUGAAGGCAUUACUCAAAGUUCGCGCGUCAGUGAUUAUCACUAGAAUUUGUGGCAAUUGGCUGAGUUUUUAUUUUUUAUUUGUCUCUACUUUUCAGAUGGCUAUAACGCUGAAAAUAUGCAGUAUAGAUGGGAAAAUCGAACCGACAAAGGCGUGGCGGUAAAUGAAAAACUGGAUGAUAUGCCACAAUACAACUUAACAGGCGCAACAACAACUAGUUAUUUUACAGGUUAUUAUUCAGGUGGGUGCAUCGCAGACAAAAGUCCUUUAGGAAAUAUGUGUCUAGAUCUUGUUUGACAGAUUUAAGUGCCUUUGGUUAUGGACUUCCUUUCAACAUAAAAAUAAUUUAUAAUUCGUAUUUAAAGCAAACUCUUUUAUGGAUUACAAUUCGUUCGUAAUUAUCAAUUAUUGGAUGAGGCUUAGUAUGAUACGAAGAAUUAUGUAGCUCGACGAGGCAGUUAUCCACCUUAGUCCCUAUUUGGUUUUUGCUGUUCUUGCUAUGGUUCUCAGCAGUUCGGCUAUUUCUUCUUCGCCAAACGUGUGAAAGUUUCUGUCAUUUUCUAACUGAAGCAACCGAGCCAACGACGGCGAUUACCGUUCUUUUACUGGUUGUAGCCUGUGCUGUUGAUGAAAUUUUACUGGAUGUUUCAAACUUCUUCCAAAUUUGGUCAACGCUAGCUGAUGUUGAAGAAUUACCCAGGGGAUUUAAGCCAAUCAGAAACCGAGAAAUAUUUUGAAUGGAUAAUAUAAUUCUUAGUAAACUGUGUCUUCAUUGUCUUAAAAUUAAAUAAACUGCUAGUUUUCAGCCUCUUCUCUUUCUUUUUAGGAAACUGGUCGCGUCUCUCCUCGUCAUUUAACUUCACAAGAAGAGCUGGCUAUUUUCUUAUUCAUAUUUAUGCACCGUGUGCAUUAAUUGUGAUAUUAUCGUGGAUAUCGUUUUGCAUUCCCCCUGAUGCUACUGCAGCCCGGAUAGCUCUCGGGAUAACUUCAGUUUUGACGAUAACCACUAUAUUAAAUAUGUUGAAUACAACGAUGCCAAAGGUAUGGACUGGUAAUAAAUUCACAUAUUCUCUAUCAGGAACAGGGUCACAACAGAUAGUUGCUAUCUUAUAUUAUGUUAUAUCGUCAUGCCUAAUAUCUUCUCUAGUCUUGCCUUGACUUAUGUUAUCGGGCUUAUUUUAUCUUAUCUUAUCAUACCUUGCGUACUGGUUUGGACCUGCAAAUGUAAGCUAUUUCCAGAUUUACUCAGUUCCUUACCUCUAUAUUUGGCUUCAAAACUGAAUUGGAACUGCUAGAAAUGUGAAAUGUAUGUGAAUUCAAAAAAUCUUUUACUCAAAUCAUUUCUUUCGUUUCAUUUCAGGUAUCGUACGUCAAGGCAAUAGACUGGUAUCUAAUUGGUAGCUUUCUGUUUGUUUUCUGCGUACUAGUGGAGUACACUUUUGUUCUCUAUGUUGUCAAUGUUCAUAAUAAACGGUUAAAAAAGAUUAUGGAUCUCCGACAGAUAGAAGAAGCGGUAAGUAACGAAACAAAUGAAACUUUAUGCAGAGAACAUUUCUUGUUGUGCACAGAUUGAAGUGCUCAUCUGUAUUUUGAAUAUGUCUUAAAAAUAGGAAGAAGAGUCAUUAAAAAACAACUCGCGGAAAUCAGCUAUGAAUGGUAGUAUACCCCACAAGGGUAAUCCAGAUUACGAUCACUACGAUCCACUGGAGGUACUGUACAUGUAUAUGAAAGUUAUUGUAAUUAUAAAUAGUCUUCACGGCUCAUAAGGUCAAUCCAAAUGGGUUUUUACGGGAACGUUAAUUGCCUUGAAUUCAGUGUAUUGCAGCACUCAAGUGCUACCAGGCUCUGGGCGGAGCCUGGGCAAGUUAAUUACUUGGUAAUUUUAAUUAAAAUUUCGUUCCACUACUGGAGAAAUCCAACUGAAAUGAUCGGUGCUGAUAACUUAGUACAAAAGUAUGUAAUACAAUAUCUUAGUUGAGGAAGAUGCUCAAAUUGUGAAAAUAAUGAUCUUUCUGCGGUGGGUAACUCCUACCGAUGCCACAGCAUCCCUGUCCCUAGCCCCCAACCAUGAAUUUCACAGCCGGGCUUGAUUGCAGAUUUUGAUUUGCAGAUUUUUGGGGUAGGGAAGUGAUUUUAGCACAUUUUACCUGAUUCUAGUUGAUUGCUCUCAGUCCAAGGACCAUUUCACUGACCACGACUAUUGCUUUCAAAUUUGCAACUAUUUCUUGUUUUGAAAUUGUCUCAUAGAAUUUAUGCAUUAAUACAUGUUUCUGAUAAUCCACUAGAGUUACAGUGCAUUCGCUGACAAGUCAAAGAAAGCGACUACUCAUCUCUGUGAGCGAUCAAGGGCUAAACGACACCGUUCAUCCAGUGACAUCGAACACAGGCCACUCACCUAUCCCAGAACUCCACAGUGCAGUGUAAAGAGGACCUGUCUUCAUUUCAUUGACCCUGAUUGUGUUGAUGAUUACGCCAGAGUUCUCUUUCCGAUUUGUUUUGCGCUGUUUAACAUCAUAUAUUGGUUACGUUUUAAGUUUCUGUGA